Messenger RNA from Boeremia exigua, 880 nucleotides. RefSeq lists its product as uncharacterized. Lineage: Eukaryota; Fungi; Ascomycota; Dothideomycetes; Pleosporales; Didymellaceae. Bases 70 to 621 code for a protein of 183 amino acids. The record is from RefSeq and is a predicted model, not a curated record. The transcript has 3 exons.
CACGGCACCUCCGAACUCCGCAUCGUUGUGCUUGAACGCGCGAACACUCGAAUAAUUACAUCACAUAUCAUGGCCGACAACGUUGGACUCACGACCCCAAGAGGCAGUGGAACCUCCGGUUAUGUCCAGAAAAACCGCUCGCUGCUCCGACCCCGCGACAAGGUCGCGCCAUAUCAGAAGGACCUGGACUACGCAAGACAUCGACCGCGCCAGCCAGACGCAGAGAUCCUAGAACACGAAGCGAAACGUGACGUCGAGGUCAAAGUCUUCGAGCUAAAAGACAAGCUCGAAGAAGAAGGUGUUGACGAAGACGAGAUUGACGAUCAAUGCGAAGCCCUGCGCCGAAAGCUCGACCAAGAGCGAAAAGACGGGAAAGACCUCGGCCCCAAUGCCAAGCGACUGAAGUCACAUCAGGUCCACGAUCUUGCGAAGGCGAAGGCAGAAGAGAGUGAUAGGAUGAGGAAAGCACUGGGUAUCAGCGAAGACUACGAGGAGGGUAGCCACUGGCGGAAGCAGGAGGAGCGACUGCGCGAGUCUCUAGCGAAACGAGAAGCUGAAGAUGAUGAGAAGGCUGAACGUGCUAGAGACGCACGACGCUACAAGGAAGAUGACUCCGAAUGAGUUGACGGCGUAACGAUACCGUUGUGGAGAUUGGAGAGUCUCAGACGGAAUUUUUAAUGAAUUAAAAGUCAACGUACACUGCUGGUGUGCGGCAGGUCUGACAACACACCAAUUGCUGUACAGCAGACCCUCGAUCGAGGAUGGAUAUGGCGUAGAGGCCGAUAUCUGAACCUCCUGCCACUACGAUACUUUUUGUCGCUCACUUCACACCCGGAAAAGAUGACAUGCUCUGAUGCUACCGAACUUGGGUUUGGCGGUA